GUGCGACAGCUGUCGGCGAGUAAUGAAUCGAUUCUAAUCGUUGGUGCUUGGUGGCCCCUGUGCUAAUCCAGGAGAGAGUGCAGUCUGCGGAUGUAAAGAGUUCAGUCAAUCAGGUAUUUUUGUUUUAUGUUCCUGAGGAGCAUCUUGGAAAUUUAACUAUACAUCAAUUGCAAGUUAUUGAAUGUGGUUCCAAAGCUGUUCUACACAAUUUCUUCCCGACCAAGAGCUGCCAGCUAUUGAGAAAAUACUAUUGCAGAAAGAUGAUCACCACAAAGCUGUUGACUCUGGUGAUGGUUGUAAGGCAACAAAAGAUCCUCCUGGGAUGGAAGAAACGGGGUUUUGGGGCCAAUCGCUGGAAUGGUUUUGGAGGCAAAGUGCAGCCUGGAGAAACCAUUGAAGAAGGAGCAAAAAGAGAAUUAUGGGAGGAGAGCAGUCUGACUGUGGACAGCCUGGAAAAAAUUGGACGAAUCAAGUUUGAAUUUGUAGAUGAGGCAGAACUACUGGAUGUUCACAUAUUCCUUACAGAUAGUUACAAAGGGGAACCAAUGGAAUCAGAUGAGAUGCGUCCACAGUGGUUUGACCUGCACAAGCUUCCAUUUGAUGAGAUGUGGGUUGAUGACAUCUACUGGUUCCCCUUGUUACUCCAGAAGAAACUGUUCAAGGGUUAUUUCAAGUUCAAAGGACAUUCCACUAUCCUGGAAUACACACUAAAGGAGGUGGAAGAGCUGGAAAUAGGAGAGUCCGGUUUCUGACAAUUUGUAAUCAUUUUCAAAUACCAUACAGGGAAAAGUGCAUUCUUGUAUCGACCAUGCCACCUUCACAAUCCUGCCAUCAGUCAUCCAACGCAUCUAUUUUCUUUUCCCAUGUGUUUUGAUGAUUUUCUUCUACUUGUCAGUUACUCAGCAUUGGGCCUAUCUGACACUCCAAUGAAAUUUAACCCUUGGAAUCAAGUGGAACUCUUUGCUUCACAAUACUGGAGCAAUAAAGAGAGAUUUGGAACUUUUGUUACUGGAUGUUUGAGACAUUGGAUUCCUUUUAAAUUUAACGAUCAGUUUGCUUAGAGGAAAAUAUUGGGUCUUUCUGGACUGUCAUUUGUAUCUGUAGUCAUAAGCAAAUUUCUUUUCUUUGUGAUACCAGCCAUUUUUUAAAAAAAGGAAAUUCCCAAAGCAAUAAAGAGUUCUUGUACUGUUCUAAAAAUGCCCACUAGAUGGUGCACAAGGGCAACUAUGUCAACAAUUUGAUUUGUUAAUACCAGUCAUGUUUUCUUUACUCAAACUGUCGAGUGCUUGCACAAGCUUUUUUUUAAAACAUUAAACAUCAAAUUUUAAUUCA
This is a messenger RNA of Stegostoma tigrinum, 1332 nucleotides long. RefSeq names its product nudix (nucleoside diphosphate linked moiety X)-type motif 1 (gene nudt1). Bases 261 to 752 code for a protein of 163 amino acids. Gene Ontology annotation, biological process: DNA protection. The record is from RefSeq and is a predicted model, not a curated record. Gene Ontology annotation, molecular function: 8-oxo-7,8-dihydroguanosine triphosphate pyrophosphatase activity. The transcript has 4 exons. Lineage: Eukaryota; Metazoa; Chordata; Chondrichthyes; Orectolobiformes; Stegostomatidae.